AUGCCUGCUGCUUUUUGCUUUUUCUGCGCUUCUCCAGACAUCUUUCAUGCCCCUCCUGUUACUCGCCUCCAUAAUGGCACCCGGCUCCAUGACCGAUCGGAGAGGGAUGUCUAUGGACUGCUCAUCGAUGCUUACCGCUUACGUGUGGAGGGCAUGUAUAACAUAGAAGGCGAGGCGGACACGGACAGCAUCUACGGCGGCGAUGCUAAUGGACUGCGUGGCUUCCAGCGUUUCCUGGAGCGCGUCGCGCUUUGUCCCGGUCUGCUACCAUCAUGGUGGAAUGCCGCCAAGAAGAGGGACUGCGAAGGACUUGGUAUGAUUCCAGCACAAUGGUACGACCUGGGAAGCGCUGUGGAAAUGAGCGAUAUCAUUGAGAACUACGGCGAUCCCAAAUUUCCGAUGCAGCUUCGCAUGUUCGCCGAGUGA
Molecule: messenger RNA, 426 nt
Organism: Metarhizium robertsii ARSEF 23
Lineage: Eukaryota; Fungi; Ascomycota; Sordariomycetes; Hypocreales; Clavicipitaceae
Exons: 1
Coding region: 1-426 (141 amino acids)
Source: RefSeq, a predicted model, not a curated record